Didymodactylos carnosus is the source of this 3753-nucleotide messenger RNA. The record is from the annotation of a GenBank genome assembly. Lineage: Eukaryota; Metazoa; Rotifera; Eurotatoria; Philodinida; Philodinidae.
AUGACGGUUGAUACAGCCGUACCAGACAGUAAAAAGAGCUUAUCCAUUGUUACCAAACGAGAUCGUCGUGAUGUAAUUCGACAAGUUCGAGAAAUUACCGGACAUGAUGAUAAUUAUAUUAAUCAAACAAUAGAAGCAUGUAAAGAUCCCGAUACAGGAAGAUAUUCACUUGAACAGGUUAUUAAUUUACUUUUCGAUGACAAUAGUUUACGGAACAAUCUGCAACGGUCACAGAAUAAUAAUGUGCCAGUAUUAGCACUGCAAAAUAAUACUGGAAGCGGUGCAGCUGUUUCACCAAACGAUAGAAGUUUAUCACCCAGCCUCAAAGAGCGUUUGUCUGAUCCUAUUACUGAUGAUGUUAUUGAGUUGUCGCCUGCUGAUGGCACACAGCAAGACGAUGAACUUGAACGAGCAUUACAACUAUCACGUGAUGCAAUGGAGCAAAUUAUUGAUGAAUCGGAUGUCACAGAAAGAACAAAAGGUGAACCAGCUGGUUUAAAAAAUGUUGGCAAUACAUGCUGGUUUAACUCAGUUGUACAGACAUUAUACACUUUACCAUAUUUUCGACGAUUAAUACUCAGCUUUCAGUGGCAAAAUCAAUUUUCUAAUGAUGAUGAAUUACAAGCAAUUGGAUUUACAGAAGAAUUACGAAAUUUAUUCACAUUAAUGCUUAAGUCUCCAAGACGUUCAAUAAAUCCUGAUCGUGCAAUAAAAAAAUUUAAAGGAACAAGAAAAUUAUGUCGUGUAGAUUUUUCUCAUGAGGAUUGUUCUGAGUUCGCAACAUUAUUGAUUGACCUCAUUGAAUUAGCAUUUGAAGCAACUAGUAAAAGUAAUAGUCAGUUGAUAACCGAUAAUAGUAAUCAAGAAUAUGUCAAUCCAAUUAAUGCACUUGUUACUGGUGAAGUUAUUGUUGAGCGUACGGAACCGAAAAACGAUGUUAAACAACGAACAGAAGCACUUCGUCAAAUUAACAUUCAGAUGACUGAUUCAGUAAACUUAUAUGACGGUCUGGAAGUUUUAUGGCUCGGUUCAGCGGAUGAAACAUUAAUUCGUUCUACCCAAGAUACACAAGCAAUCAACGAACAACGUUGGUUAACAUGUGUACCGCCAAUCUUAUUCAUAUGCUUGAAUCGUUAUCGUUUUUCUCAAACAACAAAACAAGCAUCAAAAAUUAUAGCCCCAUUUGAAUUUUAUCCAGAAUUAUAUAUUGAUAGAUAUUUGCAUAGUAAUAAAGAUUUAGUAUUAGCCAAACGAGAUGCAGCGAAAGCGCUCUAUGCACAAUUAAGAGAAUAUGAAAAUACUUUAAAUAAUUAUAUGAAAUAUCCGUGUAAUGAUGAAGCAUUUUCGUUAGCGAAUGCAAUACGGGUGGUUUAUGAAUUUGCAACUGGAUGCCGGUUGAAUCCUUUACCACCAAAAAGAGCUGAUUCAUUAUCAUUGGACUCUACUUCACACUCAUGUUCGCCAACAGCAGCAUCAUUAUCAUCAUCUUCACUUCCUACUCGAUCAAGACAAAUAAAUACAAUUCGUCCAUCUCAAAUUUCAGACGAUGAAUUGUUGUCUAUACAGAAUACAUUACCAGCGUGGCUGACAGAAAUCGAGGGAAAGUGUGCACAUAUUCGUGAAGAUAUUAGUCGUGUUCAAGCCGAACUAAAACAAUUAUACAAUGAUCCUCAGUUAAAAAAGAAAUGUUACAAAUUACAUGCUGUGUGUGUUCACGAGGGAAGUGCGACACUCGGACAUUUUUGGACAUACGUUUAUCAUCCCGAUCGUGAAAAAUGGUUUCGUUACAAUGAUAAUGAAGUAACGGAGACAACAUGGAAUGAAGUGUAUGAAGCUGGUUUUGGUGCAAAAGCAAACAGUGAUAAAGAAGAGCGUAUUCCAAGCGCAUAUUUACUUGUUUACAUAGACGCUAAUCAGAAAAAAUUGCAUGAAGAUCACUCAGUCGAAUUGAAUCAUGAACUUCAACGUGUACUCGAAGAUGAUAUGCAAUUACUACAACAACAAUUGGAAACAAUCAAAUUAGAACGUUUACAUUCGGAUUUAAAAUUUGCUUGUGAGAAAACAGAUAAACAACGUACACAAAUACCGUUCUUUUCAAGCCCAAAUUCUCCCAACGAGAAAAAUGAAAUGGCAUUUGAACCAGAAAUUGUUAAACCGGUGACAGACGUAACGCUUAAUGUAUUGAAAGUUCAUUGUGAAAAAAUAUUAUCGUGUGAUACUCAGAUACUAUUAAAUGAGGUAUGUGGAAAAGCUGUAGAUAAAGAAAUAAAACGUAAUACGUACACAUCAAAUCAAAUAACAUCAGAGUUACCACAGGUCGAUCGUCGUUUAUCACAUUUUAUCACAUAUCUAACAGCAAAUCGUAUUGAUAAUAUUUAUAAGCAACGUGCAAUGUAUGAUAUUAUUCGUCUGAUACCACAUUCAAACGACGAUAUAAGACUGAAAAUAUUAAAAAUGCAAGCACAAGUUACUGCUAAUGAAAUGCAAAUUACGAAUGAAGAUUUUCAAGAAUAUCAGAAAUUAUUAACAGAUUACAAAGAUUAUCGAUCAGUUAUUGCCGCUUUUCUUGCCGGUUGUCAGUUGAUGAACGAAGACAAAUUUGACGAGGCGAUCACCUAUUUUUGUGUUGCUUGUGAAUAUAAUCUUCGUCUAUCAAAAAAUUGUUCGUUACUUAUGAGAGCGAUGGAUAGUUGUCUUCUAUUUAAAGUUCGACGAUUAUGUUUUGAACGAUGGAAUGCCGUAGUUAUUGAACGUUUUAAAAAUGAUGUAAGUUAUAGACUUGACGCAAUGACACAUCAAUUUUUACCAUGUCUAAUGCAACUGAAACUGAGUUCGGAUGAUGAUCAAGCUUACAUAUCAGAAAUUCAACGACUAUGGUGUCUUUUACUCGAUAAAAUCGAACCACAACGUUUAACGUUAUUAGAAGAAUUUCUCCAACGUCUUCUUGAGCAACCAAUUGGACAACAUUAUCAUUCUGUAUCGAUUAACAAAAACAACUUAUUCAGUCGUUAUGGAGAAGCUGUUCAAUAUUUGUAUAAUAAAUAUCCAACACAUUUUGCAAAAGAGCCAACAGUGGUAGCUGCUUCUUCUAUUUCUCCUGUUGCUACGCCGAUGAUUUCAGAAUCGGUACAACAACAGACAAAUGAUUAUCAACAUCAUUACCAAGUACAGCAACAAUCAUCGCACUCUGAUAGUUUCCCGCAAUCUUUACCAUUUACAAAUACAGAACCAUCUCUUCCAUCACCAUUAAAUGAUUCACGUUCAUCAUCGUCUCGUCCUAAUUCAUCACAUCCUAUUAGCAUAGUUCCAACUUCUCAUCAAACUAGUUCAAUACCAAUUCCCGUUCAAAUUCAACAACCAGUAAAUAAUUCAACACAAUCAUCGGUGGCUCAGUUACACUUUGCUAAUCGACUUCAUCAUCACCAAGAGCAACCAUCAUAUGAUUCAAGGAAUGCACCAGUAUCAUCAUAUCCUCAAAGACCAUUGUCUUCGACAAAACCAGUAACUAAUACUGUAGCGGCAUUAGCCGAAUUUGAUCGUUCAUCGAGUCAUAACUCAAGAAAUGACGGCAGCGUACUAGCAAAAAGUGGCUCUAUUUCGCCAAUGCAGCAAGACGACAUGAAUGAUGAAGAAGAACAGCAACAAUCAGCUGAAGCUGUAGAUAUCUUAGACAGACGACAACGACAAAAUAUGAACCCUUCUCAUCGCACACGUACAGCUCCUUCUCCGUCAUCUUCACCGCCGCAAUCUUAA